Topomyia yanbarensis is the source of this 1229-nucleotide messenger RNA. RefSeq names its product U-scoloptoxin(11)-Sm6a-like. The coding region runs from base 428 to 1117 and encodes 229 amino acids. The transcript is spliced from 4 exons. The record is from RefSeq and is a predicted model, not a curated record. Lineage: Eukaryota; Metazoa; Arthropoda; Insecta; Diptera; Culicidae.
GAACAGCGUGAUUGAUGGAGAAGAUUUUCCGCAGUCUCUAUUUCUUUUUCUUUCGCUGAGUCGGCGGUUCAAGCAGCUUAAGUGAAUCAACAGUGACGGCCAGGAAAAUUCAACAUUUGUGUGGCGCAGAACAAAUUGUAGCAUGCAGUAACACUCGAUAGUAGGCAUUUUGAUUCAUCUUGCUGAUUAACGACGCUACUCAUUUUCUGUGGAGCUACACUUCCUAGUACGACGGUGCGACGUUGCUGUAAAUAUUUCCCCUCUCAGAGCGAAUAUCGACUUGGAGAUUUCCCAAAAGAUGAAUUUUCUGUAUAACAGAAACAUACGGUGUUGGAAUUUUUACGAUAGCUACAGUCUUCAUGUGGCGUUUAACUCAUUUGAAAGCAGUUUCUGGAAGUUUAUGUGAACAGAGCCGAAUCUGAUUUCGAUGGAAAGGAAAUUGAUUAUUGUUGUAUUGCCUAUAGUAGUAGUAUUUACUUCAGUCAUUGUUGCCUACAAAUAUCACUAUGAGGAUUACGAUACACUCAUGGGAAUAUGUCUUGAACAUGAGGCUUGCAAUAUAGUUCAUAAUCGUUACUGGAUGCCAAGUGCGGUGGAGAAGAUUUGUCGUUGUCCGUUAAACAUGCCAAGUUGUCCUGUCACCCACACAGAGCAUGGUCACAUAAUGAACGUGAACAGCCGUACGCAGAUGAAAUUUUGUUCAUCGCCGAAUAAACUGGCUAACUGCAAUGCGAAUGAAAUUGCUUUGCAGAAGAAAACUCUCUAUCAGAAGUAUGGUGUGAAGAAUAUUUCAAUUGUGGUGCAUUGCCAAUGCGAUAAUAAGCAGCAGUAUUGGGUAUUUGUCAAUCAAACAGGUGAAAAUUUUAACGACGCUAGACAUCAGCUAACGGUUGUGGAUAAUUAUAGAUGUGUCGGUCUGGAACAAUGUCAACCGUUGGAUUUCUGUGGCUACGCACGUCGCGAUUUGGGAUUCAUUUAUCAUCGUUGCACUUGCCCGGUAUCACAUCAAUGCAAGUUUGAUUUGGAGGAACACCAGAAUGAAGUGAGUGAGUUAUUCUACAAGGGACCGGCUUACUUAGCUCAUUGUGUACCUAUAUACGAUUACGACUGGUGGUAAUCGAGUUGGAUUAAUUCAUAAUAUCCGGAUAUAUCUCCAUCAUCGAACUGUAACAGUUAAUCGUUUUAUCCCUCUACUGUCUAUAUUUUGUUUAAUUUUAAAACAAUUUCAG